UUUUGUAGUAUCGCAGCAGCAGCAGCAGCAGUAAACGUUAUUGGGUAUUCAAAUCCGUCCAUUUCCAUCCCCAUUUAAUACCCCCUCUUUAGUUUUCCCGCAAUCACUGUCAUCACGAGGAUACACGGGUACCGCUAAUAAAUUUCCUUAGCUCCCAGGAUGGCCGCAAUGAUGCUGUCCAACUGUUCGCGAAUCGCGCCCCGGACAUUAACACGUUUAACUUCAUUAUCACGUGCUGAGAUCGUACGCUCUCUGCAUCUCGAAGGGCGUGUUCUUAGACUAAAAACAAGGAGUUUAGCUAAUGAGUUAUCUCAUAUUUUAUCAAAAGAAAGUCCCACUUGUUGGACUCAAGUGAGACAUAUACGUUCGUCUCAAGUAUUAUGGGAGCUGAAAGAUAUUGUCGUUCCACCUUUUGCAGAAAGUGUAAACGAAGGUGACGUAAGGUGGGAGAAAAAAGUUGGAGACCAGGUAAAAGAGGAUGACGUCGUUUGUGAGAUCGAAACCGAUAAGACCUCUGUACCUGUUCCAUCCCCUGGUGCUGGUGUGAUAAAAGAGCUCUUUGUCAAAGAUGGUGACACCGUGAAAGCCGGACAAAAGUUAUGUAGCAUCGAUAUUGGCGCUACUGGUGGAAAUGCUGCAGCAGCGGCAGAAGCUCCUAAAGCUGCUGCACCACCACCACCACCACCACCACCUACUCCAACAGCAGUGGCUCCAAAAGUAGCAGCCGCUCCACCACCACCGCCUCCGCCAUCAGCAGCGCCCGUAUCACCUCCAGCCGCAAGACCACCACCGCCUCAAGCACCCACUGCCUCAAUGCCCGUAGCUGCCAUUAAACAUGCCCAGUCAUUGGAGGGCGCCAAAGUCCAAUUGCCUCCUCUUGAUUACUCUCGUGAGAUUAUCGGCACUCGAACUGAACAAAGGGUUAAAAUGAAUCGAAUGCGACUUCGUAUUGCCGAACGUUUGAAGGAAGCUCAAAAUGUGAAUGCCAUGCUCACAACUUUUAACGAAAUUGACAUGAGCGGCAUAAUGGAAUUCCGUAAACAAAAUCAAGAAGCCUUCACUAAAAAAUACGGUCUCAAAAUGGGAUUCAUGAGUCCAUUUAUCGCAGCUACUGCUUAUGCACUUAAAGAUCAACCAGUGGUUAAUGCUGUUAUUGAUGGUACGGAUAUCGUUUACCGUGACUUUGUUGACGUCAGUGUAGCUGUUGCUACACCAAAAGGUCUUGUAGUACCUGUAUUGCGUAGCGUAGAAAACAAAAACUUCGCUGAAAUCGAAAUUGCUCUGGCUGCAUUGGGUGACAAAGCAAGAAAAGGUAAAAUAUCUGUUGAAGAUAUGGAUGGUGGUACCUUUACUAUCAGCAACGGAGGAGUCUUUGGUUCACUGAUGGGCACACCAAUUAUUAAUCCUCCACAGAGUGCCAUUCUUGGUAUGCAUGGCGUUUUCGACCGACCAAUUGCUGUCAAGGGACAGGUCGUAAUACGUCCCAUGAUGUACGUUGCUUUGACUUACGAUCAUCGAUUGAUUGAUGGGCGUGAAGCUGUUAUGUUCUUACGUAAAAUAAAGGAGGGAGUUGAAGACCCGAGAAUAGUUUUAGCUGGUCUUUAAAUUUAAAAUCCAUUUGUUAUCACGUCACAUCGAGAACGCCUUGCAACUUUUUGCAUAAUUGUACAAACAAAACAUGUAACAUAAUUUAAAUUUUCAUUUAUUAAUUAUCAGAUUAAUCUAUGGACAACAAUCGUUAUUGUCAAGUUAUCUUAACAUCAAUAGAUGUUGAAUUACUGGGAUUUUUUCUGAUGCAGUACAUUGACGUUCAUAUCAAUCCGAAUCAUACAUUUUAUUUUUGUUUAUCACAUUCAUUUGAAUUAUUGUUAUUUUUCGUUCAAUACUCAUUUUACUUAAAUUUAAAUAAAAGAAAUUAUUAAUACCGUAAUGAUGGCAAAUGGGCAAGCGUUGUGAUUAUAUUUAUAGAUAAUUGAAGAGAACUAUUCUGCGUAAACCAAAAUGUAUAUAAUGUAACAAAAAAUUAUUACGUUAUGAGCGGAAUGGAGAUUAUUGAAGAGUAUCCAUAAAUUUUAAUACUAAUUUUCACAACCUUCACAUUCUGAAGCGAACUAAGAAAAAAAUAAAAAAUACGUAUUUUUAAGCUUCAA
This is a messenger RNA of Microplitis demolitor, 2150 nucleotides long. RefSeq names its product dihydrolipoyllysine-residue succinyltransferase component of 2-oxoglutarate dehydrogenase complex, mitochondrial. Gene Ontology annotation, cellular component: oxoglutarate dehydrogenase complex. NCBI's taxonomy places the organism in Eukaryota, Metazoa, Arthropoda, Insecta, Hymenoptera, Braconidae. The transcript is spliced from 7 exons. Bases 160 to 1605 code for a protein of 481 amino acids. Gene Ontology annotation, molecular function: dihydrolipoyllysine-residue succinyltransferase activity. The record is from RefSeq and is a predicted model, not a curated record. Gene Ontology annotation, biological process: tricarboxylic acid cycle.